This is a messenger RNA of Paramecium tetraurelia, 366 nucleotides long. RefSeq lists its product as uncharacterized. The record is from RefSeq and is a predicted model, not a curated record. Lineage: Eukaryota; Ciliophora; Oligohymenophorea; Peniculida; Parameciidae. The transcript has 2 exons.
AUGUCAGCGUUCCUUAAAAAACUAAAAUUGACUGGCUAAAAUUUAUUAAGAAGUAAUAUUUUAAUAGAAAUACGAUUUCGAGUUUCAGCACCAAAUUAGAUAGGAGAAGAGAGAAGUUAAGAACUCGUGAAGGAGAAUGCGUAGAUUAUAUUCACUAAAUAUUUAUAAAAAAUGACAAAAAUUUAUAUAAUAGACCAGGGGGACUGCGAAGUCAUUAAAGAUAAUAGAAUUAAACGAUAGGAAUCAUAUAAAUUGAGAGAUAGCGGAAAACUUAAUUAAAAGAUGUAUUAAAUAGGCAUUUAAAUGUAGGAUAAAAAGAAUUUUACAAGUGGAGUGAGUAAAUUAAAAUCAAACAUAUUGAAAUGA